Molecule: messenger RNA, 987 nt
Organism: Pelagomonas calceolata
Lineage: Eukaryota; Pelagophyceae; Pelagomonadales; Pelagomonadaceae
Source: the annotation of a GenBank genome assembly
CUUGUUUUGCUCGCGAGGGCAUCAAUUUGUGCCGCGCAGCCAGCAACAGCAGUAUCCCAGUCCUCCUCCCUGGUUCAUCUAGAGCUGCCGCACCGAUGGCCGAGGUCGACGAGGCGACGGUGGACGAGCUCCCCUGUGCAUAUGCAUGGCAAUUGGAAGCUGAGAUCCGUGCGGGCACGCUAACUAGCACAAAGCUCAGCCAAUGCCUCUCCAAUGGCCUUGACCUCAACGCACCGAUGCCACCUAGGUCCAUAGUUCCGAUCCACCUCGCGGCUCACCAGGACAAGCCGGACUGCGUCCGCCUACUAAUUGCGGCGGGCGCGGAGCCGAAUCUGCGUGCGAAAGAUUCCGUUAGCGGAGAGACUGCGUUGCUAUUCGCGGCGCGGAAAGGAAGAACGCAAAAUGUCAUUGCUCUGCUCCGGGCCGGCGCCGACCCCAACCUCGCGUCGCUGAGCUCGGGGCUGACGGCGUUGGUGUAUAUGGCGGCACGGGGCAGCGUGCAAGGUGUCGCCGCGCUCCUUGCCGCUGGCGCCGACGCCGAUGUGGUCGACACGGCUUCGGCGGGGGAGCUCACCGCAUCCAUGACGCCCAUGCGUGCCGCCAUCAUGACAGGAAAUCCGAAUGUAUUGCCAACCCUGCUGCGCGGCGGCGCCGGAAAUUGCAUCGGGCACUAUGAGGGCGCCCUACAAAAAAUACUCAACCGCAACGAGUCCGACGACGAUUCCGACGACGAUUCGCGCACGGCGCGCGAGGGGCAUAGAGCCGCCCUUAUCUACUUACACCGGGUCGCCAAGGCCGGCGGUUACCGGAAAUACGAGCGAAUGCGGCGCGCGGCGGUCAUGGCGAUGGUCGUCCGCAACAGCAAGCUGCCCGAUGCGCUCCGGAUCUGGGUCGAGCACGUGGCGGACAGCUUCCCGGAUCCGCUGGAAGAGAGGAGGCCAAGUGGAGCGCGAGUGCGACUCAGCCCCUGAUGCCCGACGUCUGUGC